This is a messenger RNA of Malus domestica (apple), 1800 nucleotides long. Its product is annotated as phosphatidylinositol/phosphatidylcholine transfer protein SFH11. The record is from RefSeq and is a predicted model, not a curated record. Lineage: Eukaryota; Viridiplantae; Streptophyta; Magnoliopsida; Rosales; Rosaceae.
UUAUGUUAGCUCUGCACCUUCUUUUGCUUGCUGAUCUCUCCCUUCUCAUUUUCAUAGAUUUUAUGCGGAGUGAUUUCGAAUUUGACAACCGCUUCACUGAAAUUCUGAAAGCAGUUUCUUCGUGUGAUCGGUGCAAGAAUAAGAUCAAGCUUCUUCCCCUUCAAACAUUACACAAUAUACUUUGUUUAAUGUCCUAACCUUUAAAGUUGGAUUGCAUAAGGGCAUAUUUUUGGUCUUGGUCUUUACCUAUGCAUAAACUAAAACAAGACAGGGAUAUAUACAUAUCUAAAGGUGUUGGAGAUGGUGACGGAGAUAUCGCGUUGAGACCAGGGAAGACGAAAAUUUUUCAUCCGCCUAUUGAAAGCCAUUGGCAUCUCCCUCCCCCAGAGAAAAACAAGCCUGAUUCAUCUAUAAUGUCAAACUUAGGCUUCAAGACAAUGCUGUCAUAUCCGCUCAAGUUUCGGGACUCAUUCAAGAGGCUCGGAGGGAGUAGUAGUAGGAGCUUCAAAACGGUUCUCGGAGGAGUUCAUGAUCCGAAAGAUGAAAAAUAUGUUGAGUCUUUCAGAGAAUUGCUUUUUAUUGAGGGUCAGCUUCCUCCACAGCAUAAUGAUUAUCAUACCCUUUUAAGGUUUCUUAGAAUGAGGGACUUCGAUUUUGUGAAAGCAAAAGAUGCGUUCUUGAUUUAUCUUAAGUGGCGUGAGGAUUAUCAGGUUGAUGAAAUUCCAAAGGAGUUUAAGUUUGAGGAGUAUGAAACGGUAAAGAAAUGCUAUCCCCAUGGAUAUCAUGGUGUAGACCGAUAUGGUAGACCAGUAUACAUCGAAAGGAUCGGGAUGGUGGACCUUAACAAACUUCUGCAAGUAACUACCCUCGAAAGAUUCACCAAGUAUCACGUUUCCGAACAAGAGAAAACAUUAAAUUUGAGAUACCCUGCGUGUUCGAUUGCAGCUAAGAGGCAUGUAGCAUCUACAACAAGUAUUUUGGAUGUGCAUGGAGUGGGAUUGGCUAAUUUCUCAAAGCCUGCCAGAUAUAUUUUUAUGGAAAUUCAGAAGAUUGAUAGCAAUUACUACCCAGAGACUCUAAAUUGCCUCUUUAUCGUCAACGCUGGAUCCGGGUUUAAAAUGCUGUGGAAAGUAGUGAAGGCUUUCCUUGAUGCAAGAACAUUAGCAAAGAUUCAAGUGUUGGGAUACAAUUAUCACAGUGAGCUGUUUGAUGUUGUUGAUCAAAGUAAUUUGCCAACUUUUCUGGGUGGAAACUGCACCUGUUCCGAUUACGGGGGAUGCCUUUUCAGUGAUAGAGGACCCUGGAACAAUCCUGAAAUUACAGAACUGCUUCAGGCGAUUUCAGUUGGCAACGAGCUAAACAACUGUGAAGAAAACGGUGAUCAGGGAUCAGAAGAGGCAUUGGUGCGCGAUACGAGAAUCCAGGAUUUGGAAGCAGCGCUUGGAGACUUGAAGAAGAAGAUCGAAGCAUUAGAAGCUGCGCUUAAAGAAACCAAGAUAGUCUUGAAAGAACUCGGGAAGGAUGUACAAGAGUUGAGAUCAACUUCCUAGGAACUACUGUUAAGCAAGCUCUAAUUAGCAAAUAAAUGUGUAUCGUUUAGGGGAUCGAUCCAUCUGUGCUCCUACAAGCUAUAUUUAACCUCUCGCGCUCCUGCUACGAACACAGAGAAGUUGGAUAGGGGAGUACUGGUGCUUUCACCAUAGACGCCACUGCACGUUCGUGCCUUCAUCUCAUCAGUAGCCACCGUUACUAGAGUAUUAGCCUAUAUAUUGAAGCAAAACACUGCCUAUUGAAGCAAAA